AUGGUGGCCCCAACCUCACCCAAAACCAAUACGGCAGUCGAGCUGCCCAAAAGCUAUGGCAUCGUCGUCUUUAGAGCUUUCGAGAUGCUCGAUGUGUUCGGCCCACUCAACGCGUUGAGCAUGCUCGCAAAGAUGCGCCAGCUUAACCUGUACAUCAUCUCCGACACACUGGACUUGGUGACAACUGAGCCUAUGACCGCUUCAAUGAACUCGAAGAAUUCCAGCUUCUUCCCCCAAAUACAACCCACACACACCUUUGACACCGUCCCUGACGAUAUUGACGUGCUUAUCAUUCCCGGGGGGCUUGGCUCUCGUUCACCUCACCUCACAACAACAAUAGAGUAUGUCGCCAGUACCUAUCCGAAAUUGAAGUACCUCAUUUCCAUCUGUACCGGCGCCGUCAUCGCCGCAAAGUCGGGGGUUCUCGAUGGCCGACGAGCCACCACGAACAAGGCCUCAUGGUCGAGCACCAUCGCCAACGGUCCCAAGGUAGAUUGGGUGCCCCACGCGCGAUGGGUUGUAGAUGGCAAUAUCUGGACAUCAUCCGGUAUCUCAGCCGGCAUCGACGCAACAUUAGCGUUCAUCGAGGAGGUGUAUGGAAGUGAUACUGCCACUUACAUAUCGAAUUUAAUGGAAUAUGAGCGCCACACGGAUCCCAGCUGGGACCCGUUUUCGGAGACAUUCGAGGUUGAAGGAACAAAGGACAAGAAGCGGUCUAUGAAUUUAUAA
Messenger RNA from Ilyonectria robusta, 729 nucleotides. Its product is annotated as DJ-1/PfpI family protein. Lineage: Eukaryota; Fungi; Ascomycota; Sordariomycetes; Hypocreales; Nectriaceae. The record is from RefSeq and is a predicted model, not a curated record. Bases 1 to 729 code for a protein of 242 amino acids. The transcript is spliced from 2 exons.